Molecule: messenger RNA, 1425 nt
Organism: Phragmites australis (common reed)
Lineage: Eukaryota; Viridiplantae; Streptophyta; Magnoliopsida; Poales; Poaceae
Product: protein NODULATION SIGNALING PATHWAY 2-like
Exons: 1
Coding region: 1-1425 (474 amino acids)
Biological process (GO): regulation of DNA-templated transcription
Cellular component (GO): nucleus
Molecular function (GO): DNA-binding transcription factor activity; sequence-specific DNA binding
Source: RefSeq, a predicted model, not a curated record
AUGGAGACCAUGUCAUACCCUUCCUCCCCUCUCAUCCCCUUCCCCACACAACAUGAAGAGAGCAGCUACCUCCUGUGGUCUCCUCAAGUAGUGAUUCCCCCUGAGAAUGCCAACAUGUGUGAUGGUCAUGCUGAUACUUCCCCUGUUCAGCAGCAGGAUCAUGAGUUCAUGGACAUGCUGAUCCAAGAAGCCAAUGGAUUGCUUCAAGAUGAUCUCUCCAAUGGUGAUCCAUUGGCGGAUUUUGAUGAGAGGCUGGUAGGGCAAGAGAAUGGCAACUUGGUGGGUACAGUCGAGGAGGAGCUCAUGGAGAGCAGUUUAGGCGACCUCCUCGUCGCCGGUGCCAGGGCAGUCGAGGCCGGGGACUCGAUCGGCGCCUCAGCCAUCAUGUCAAGGUUCGAUGAUCUCGUUCCCGGCUUCACAUACAGAAGCUAUGGUGCUGCAGUCAGCCCAUCCAACCAUCUAGCCUGCUACUUCGCCCGGGGCCUUCAGUCCCGGAUCUCCGGUGCGCGCACCGAAAGCCAUCCGACUGCUGCACCAGCACCGGAGAACCGGAUGCCGGCGUACCGGAUGCUGCAAGAGCUGUCGCCGUUCAUCAAAUUCGCGCACUUCACCGCCAACCAGGCCAUCCUGGAAGCCACUGUGGACGACCCGGACGUCCAUGUCGUCGACCUCAACAUCGGCGAGGGCGUCCAGUGGGCGUCACUCAUGUCAGACCUCGUGCGCCAUGGCAGCAAGCCGUUCCACCUCACGGCAGUCACGACCGACGCCGAUCCCGAUGCCGGCACACGCAGUAUGGCUGCGCGGUGGCUCUCUGAGUUCGCCGAGUCCCUGAGCCUCCCCUUUCGGUACAGCUCUCUCCACCUACGCAGCGAGGAGGACCUGCAUGACUUCACCAAGAGCUACAACGGCUCAGUGAUCGUCUCAUGCGACACGACAGAUAAAUCUUACAGCUCCCUGAUCAAGCUGCAGACGCUGCUUGUCGUCAGCGUCAAGAUUCUACAGCCUAAGCUGGUGAUCCUAACCGAAGAAGAGCUGUUCAGGAUCGACCGCAAGCCGUCCCUCGGCGUCGCCUCCUUUGCGGAGUUCUUCUGCGAAGCACUGCCACACUUCACCGCAAUGCUGGACUCCCUGUCCAGCUGCUUCUGUGACGGUGGCUAUGGCGUGUGCCUGGGGCUUGUGGAGAAGGAGAUGCUGGGACCAAGGAUAGAGGAAGCUGUGGGGCAGUAUGGGUCUGUGACAGGUGGGGUCAGUGGGGAUCUGGAAGGGUGUAGGCCUUGUGAGCCGAGCAGUUUCAACAUUGCUCAGGCCAAGAUGCUGGUUGGGCUUUUCAGUAGGGGCUUUGGGGUUGUGCAUGAGGAGGGCAGGCUUGCAUUGUGCUGGAACUCUAGGCCUUUGACCUCAGUCUCUGUCUGGAGCCCUAUGUGA